Molecule: messenger RNA, 1197 nt
Organism: Lodderomyces orthopsilosis Co 90-125
Lineage: Eukaryota; Fungi; Ascomycota; Pichiomycetes; Serinales; Debaryomycetaceae
Gene: HOG1
Product: mitogen-activated protein kinase
Exons: 1
Coding region: 1-1197 (398 amino acids)
Biological process (GO): cellular response to oxidative stress; osmosensory signaling pathway; protein phosphorylation
Cellular component (GO): nucleus; cytoplasm
Molecular function (GO): MAP kinase activity; ATP binding
Source: RefSeq, a predicted model, not a curated record
AUGUCGUCAGAUGGAGAAUUCACGAGAACCCAAAUAUUCGGUACCGUAUUUGAAAUUACCAAUAGAUACACUGACUUGAAUCCUGUUGGUAUGGGUGCCUUUGGUUUGGUUUGUUCUGCCGUCGACAAAUUGACAGGUCAAAAUGUUGCCGUUAAAAAAAUCAUGAAACCCUUUUCAACUUCGGUUUUGGCUAAAAGAACUUAUAGGGAGUUGAAGUUGUUGAAACAUUUAAGACAUGAGAAUUUGAUCACUUUGGAUGAUAUCUUCAUUUCACCAUUGGAGGAUAUCUACUUUGUUAAUGAGUUGCAAGGUACAGAUUUACAUCGAUUGUUGACAUCAAGACCUUUGGAAAAACAAUUCAUACAAUACUUUACGUAUCAGAUAUUGAGAGGAAUGAAGUAUAUACAUUCGGCUGGUGUUAUUCAUCGCGAUUUGAAACCUUCCAAUAUUUUGAUUAAUGAGAAUUGUGACUUGAAAAUUUGUGAUUUCGGUUUAGCUAGAAUUCAAGAUCCACAAAUGACUGGAUAUGUUUCCACAAGAUACUAUCGUGCCCCAGAAAUUAUGUUGACUUGGCAAAAAUACGAUACUGAAGUUGAUAUUUGGUCUGUUGGAUGUAUAUUAUCUGAGAUGAUUGAAGGAAAACCUUUAUUCCCUGGUAAAGAUCAUGUACAUCAAUUCUCCAUUAUAACGGAAUUAUUAGGAAGUCCACCAGCUGAUGUCAUUGAUACUAUUUGCUCAGAGAAUACGUUGAGAUUCGUGCAAUCAUUACCACAUAGAGAUCCUAUCCCUUUCAGUGAAAGAUUUGCGUCUUGCACUCAUGUUGAACCUGAGGCAAUUGAUUUAUUGUCCAAGAUGUUAGUAUUUGACCCUAAAAAGAGAAUCAGCGCUGCCGAGGCCUUGACUCAUCCAUACAUGGAGCCUUAUCACGACCCUACCGAUGAACCAGUGUGUGAGACCAAAUUCGAUUGGAGUUUCAACGAUGCCGACUUGCCAGUUGAUAACUGGAGAGUGAUGAUGUAUAGAGAGAUUUUAGAUUUCCACCAAAGCAUUGGUGUUGGUGGAAGUGGGCUCGACUAUGAACAACAACAAGUUGCCGACGCCGAUGGAAACACAGAGAAAUUGGAAGAGUUGAAUCGACAACAACAACAACAACAGCAGCAGCAACAGCAACAAUUUGCACAGGAACAACAAACUUAA